Ixodes scapularis (black-legged tick) is the source of this 615-nucleotide messenger RNA. RefSeq names its product vitamin K-dependent protein C. NCBI's taxonomy places the organism in Eukaryota, Metazoa, Arthropoda, Arachnida, Ixodida, Ixodidae. The transcript is spliced from 3 exons. The coding region runs from base 91 to 582 and encodes 163 amino acids. Gene Ontology annotation, molecular function: serine-type endopeptidase activity. The record is from RefSeq and is a predicted model, not a curated record. Gene Ontology annotation, biological process: proteolysis.
UAAAGCUAAUCGCUCUCGCGCAGGAAGGGUGGGCUUGCUCAAAGGUACAGGGUGUUCUAUGGGCACGUGACACUGGCGCGCACCGAGAAGAUGGAGGGCUCCGAGUACAUCGUCCACCCCAAGUACGACGACCACAACCUGUAUAACGACAUCGCCGUCCUGGUCCUUCCCUCUCCGCUGGUCUUUUCGGCCUCUGUCAGCGCCAUCUGCGUGCCCACAAAGCCUCUCAGCAUCGAGGGCAGCACGGGAGUCGUCUCCGGCUGGGGAUACCCCAAGGAAGACAUCAAAAGGACCACCACGCACAUGAUGUACGUCACCCAGAAGGUGCAGCCCGAGAGUUUCUGCGAAGCUGCGCUCCGGGGUCAGCCUUACCAUCCGAGCACCAUGUUCUGCGCCUACAAGCACACCUACGACGCCUGUCAGGGUGACUCCGGAGGCGGCUUUUGGGUGCCCGUGGGCAGUCGCUGGGUGCUGGUGGGAAUCGUGUCGUACGGCAUCGGUUGCGGCGUGCCCCACCAGCCCGGCAUCUACACGGACCUGGCCAGUUACCUGCCCUGGAUCCGGAAUAUGGUCAAGCUCUGACUAGCCGCCACAGUGAAGUGACUCUUAUCUCAA